Rotaria sordida is the source of this 1515-nucleotide messenger RNA. The record is from the annotation of a GenBank genome assembly. Lineage: Eukaryota; Metazoa; Rotifera; Eurotatoria; Philodinida; Philodinidae.
AUGCAUAUAAAAACUAAUCAUGGAUUAGAAAAAUCAUUGAAUAAUUAUCGUUUAAAAUAUAAUCAUCAUUUAAAUUAUUGGAAAGAUAUUCGAAAGACAAAUUAUUGGAUUACAUUUGAAAAUCCUUUAUUUGAAAAUUAUGUUAGUAUGACAAAUGGAUAUCAUUUUAAUUCAAAUCCUGUUCUUUCGGAAAAUAUUUCAUCACCAACUGAAUCAACAGAUAGCGGAAUACAAAUAUCUAUAGAACGAACAAUAACAAUGGAUGAUGAUAUAAACCUUCCAUUAGGUUGGGAACGUUUUGAAGAUGAACAAGGUGUUUAUUAUUGGCAUAAAUUUACUGGUACUGUAACACGUGAUCGACCACAAUCAAUGAUAAAUUCUCCAUCAUUAACACUUUCAUCAUCAUCGAAUGAUACAUGUUUUGAAAUUAAUUCCUUCUUAAAUAAAAGUGAAUCAGAUAAUUCUAUUCGAACAUUAAAUGAUAAUUCUGAACAACAUCGUUUUUAUGUACGUUCACUUGGUUGGACAAUAAUCAAUGAAGAAGAUUUAACAAAGGAAAAAAUUAGUCAUUCUGUAAAUCGUUGUAUUUAUGAAUUAACACGUGGAAUUAAUGAUUCAAUUAGUCGUUGGGGUGAUGGUAAAGAUCUUUAUAUGGAUAUUAAUAAUACAAAUAUACUUUUAAUUGAUCCUAUUGAAAUGACUAUAUUACAUAAACAAUCAAUAACAUCACUUCGAGUUUGGGGAGUUGGAAGAGAAAAUUCAAGAGAUUUUGCUUAUGUUGCAAAAGAUAAAAAUCUUACAACAAAUAUUUAUAAAUGUCAUGUAUUUCGUUGUGAUAAUACAUCGGCAAGAAUAAUUGCAAAUACAUUACGUGAUGUAUGUAAAAAUCUAAUGAUUGAACGUGGCUUAUUAAAUCAUACAACAGAAAUUUCAAAUGAUGGAAUAUUAAACCAAAAACGACCAACAUCAUUUCCUGAUUCAAUUGAGAAUGAUAUUACAAAUACACAAUUUCCAACACCAAUGGAAGAACAAAAGAAUAAUUUACCAUGUAAAUAUUUAGGUUGUACAUAUGUUGAACAGCCUGGUGGAAUGAAUAUUUUACGACCAGCAAUCGAAAAAAUAGCAACGACAGUACCAGAUGAUCAAUGGAUUUCAGUUGUAGUUAAAAUUUCACCAACAUCAAUUAUUGUUUGUUCAGAUGGUGAUGAUUCAAAAGAACAGUUACUCGAUUGUCGUAUUCGUUAUCUUUCAUUUCUUGGUGUUGGACACGAUAUUCGUUUUUGUGGAAUAAUUAUUCAUUGUGCAGAUAAUUCAUUUAAAUGUCAUGUAUUUUAUUGUCAACCAUCAUGCAUUCAACUAUGUAAAAAUAUAGAAGCUGCUUGUAAAUUACGUUAUCAAAAAUGUCUUGAUGCUCAUCCACAACCAGUUCAAUCAGUUGAACAAACAAAAAAUUAUACUUCACAAAUAAAACGUUUGGUUGAAUCAUUCUGGUUUGGGAAUAAACAAUCUAUUUGA